CUUGUGUGAGGUGGGAUGAACUGGAGAUUAAUGUGAUGAUUUGGGCGAUGGCAAGUUGGGGUGAGGUGUAUAAUGCUAUGUUGAUAACCAUUCCCUGUCGCUCUCCGGUUGAGUCCCUCUGCCUGCCCUGCCCUGCCUGCAUUCUUUCUUCCUUCUUCUUUCUUUCAUUCUUUUGUUUCUUUCUUUCUUUCUCAAUCAGGAGAAUCCAGUUCACCCACAGUGCUGCGGUUUCUGCAUCAACUUGCCUUGUUAAAUAGCCACAGUGCCCUUGUUCUUGCGCAAUCGCAGCUAGCUUCUCUCCCUGCCCUCCUGACCUCAUCUACUUCUACUCACUUCACAGCUCAUCUCAUCUCAUCUCAGCUCAGCCCAGCUCAGCUCAGCUCAGAGAGAGUGCUGCAAGUGUGAGCUGAUCACAAGGAAGCAGAGGCAGAAGCCUUGGCAGAUUGAAGUUAUCUGCAACAAACAAAUUCAGGAUCAGCAAGUGACUGAGCAGUGUGAUUAAUGCUCUUGGUGGCAGCGGCGAGCUGAGCAAUGAACCAGUUCGUCCCUGAUUGGAACACGAGCAUGGGAGACGCCUUUGCGCCGCUAGGCGAAGACGACGGGCUCAUCGAGCUGCUCUGGUGCAAUGGCCACGUCGUCAUGCAGAGCCAGGCGCCGCGGAAGCCGCCGAGGCCGGAGAAGACGGCGACCGCCGCGGCGGCGGUGGCGGAGGACGAGUCGGCGGCGUGGUUUCAGUACCCGGUGGUUGAUGACGUGCUCGAGAAGGACCUGUUCUCCGAGCUGUUCGGCGAAAUGGCGGCGGCCGGCGACGUCGUCCGCAGGGCGCCGUGCAAGGAGGAGCGCGGCGCGGCCACCGCGCUCCAGAGCAGGAUGAUGCCGCCGCCGUGGCCGGCGAGGGAGAAGGCCGAGUUCGGGGACGUCGACGACGUGUGCGGCGUCUCGGAGGUCGUCGUGGCGCGGACGAACGGAGACGCGAAGGUUGCGGUGGAGACGACCGGCGAGUCCUCCAUGCUGACGAUCGGUUCGAGCAUCUGCGGGAGCAACCACGUCCAGACGCCGCCGGGCGCCGCGCCGCCGCCGCUCGGGAACGGGAAGGCCGGCGGCGCCGCCAGGGCGAGGGAGGCGGCGACGGUGGCCUCGUCGUCAAUGAGGUCAAGGUCUUGCACCGCCAAGACAGAGCCGCACAACGUCGCCGCCGGCAUCGGCGGCAAGCGGAAGCAGCGCGACGCCGCCAUGGACUCCGGGAGCCCCAGCGAGGACGUCGAGUUCGAGUCCGCCGCCGUGGCGUGCGAGCCGGCGCAGAAGACGACGGCCGUCAAGCGGCGGCGCGCCGCCGAAGUGCACAAUCUCUCCGAGAGGAGGAGAAGAGAUAGGAUCAACGAGAAAAUGAAAGCAUUACAAGAGCUCAUACCUCACUGCAACAAAACGGACAAAGCAUCGAUGCUCGACGAAGCGAUCGAGUAUCUCAAGUCGCUGCAGCUACAGCUACAGAUGAUGUGGAUGGGCGGCGGAAUGGCGCCGCCGGUGAUGUUCCCGGCGGCCGGCGUGCACCAGUACAUGCAGCGGAUGGGCGCCGUCGGGAUGGGUCCUCCACACAUGGCCUCCCUGCCGAGGAUGCCGCCGUUCAUGGCGCCACCGGCCGCCGUGCAGAGCUCGCCGGCGGUCAGCAUGGCCGACCCCUACGCCCGCUGCCUCGCCGUCGACCACCUGCAGCCGCCGUCCCCCAUGCAGCAUUACUUGCAGGGGAUGAGCUUCUACCAGCUCGCCACAGCCAAGAACCUUCAGCAGCAGCAGCAGCAGAACACGGCGGCGCUGCCACCGGCCGGCAGCCUCCCGCCGCCGGCGCCCGUGCAGCCACUGACUCCUGACGACAUCCUGGACAAAAAAUACGAAAACUGUAGUAAGCCUGAGAGCAAGGGUGGCACCAGUUGAUUGCCGUUAAUCUGAAGACAUGUAUAUAAGGCUCUGAUAAAAUCGAAUUGAGAGGUUGGAUUGUGAUCGCUACCAAAUUAUUUAGGGGGAAUUUAAGACUAUCCCUUUGCUGACUUUUAAAAUUUGUUAGGCAGUUUGAUCAGCGAUUAAGAUUUAACAAGUCGCAAAUUUUUUUCGCUGUGUACGUAGUACUAUUUUCCCCCCUUUGGGGAGACAUUAGCUAUGUAUCAGUUGUUGAUGUACCAGUUCAAAUAUAUGCCAAUCAGAGGAAAUUGUAUUAUUGUUCCACCUCAACUCUGUCAUAUUAUGUUAACUUGCCUUGCAUCUACAAGUUCAAAGUCUUACUUAACCAGAAUGAUCAAGUUG
This is a messenger RNA of Oryza brachyantha (malo sina), 2298 nucleotides long. Its product is annotated as transcription factor PHYTOCHROME INTERACTING FACTOR-LIKE 13-like. Gene Ontology annotation, biological process: regulation of DNA-templated transcription. The transcript is spliced from 9 exons. NCBI's taxonomy places the organism in Eukaryota, Viridiplantae, Streptophyta, Magnoliopsida, Poales, Poaceae. The coding region runs from base 532 to 1932 and encodes 466 amino acids. Gene Ontology annotation, molecular function: DNA-binding transcription factor activity; protein dimerization activity. The record is from RefSeq and is a predicted model, not a curated record.